This is a messenger RNA of Anarrhichthys ocellatus (wolf-eel), 1140 nucleotides long. RefSeq names its product UV excision repair protein RAD23 homolog B-like. NCBI's taxonomy places the organism in Eukaryota, Metazoa, Chordata, Actinopteri, Perciformes, Anarhichadidae. Gene Ontology annotation, molecular function: polyubiquitin modification-dependent protein binding; ubiquitin binding; proteasome binding. The transcript is spliced from 4 exons. Gene Ontology annotation, cellular component: nucleoplasm; cytosol. The record is from RefSeq and is a predicted model, not a curated record. The coding region runs from base 211 to 696 and encodes 161 amino acids. Gene Ontology annotation, biological process: proteasome-mediated ubiquitin-dependent protein catabolic process.
GCAGGAAGUCUCUCCAGCGAAGCUCGAGCUUCUCUCGCGCACCACCAACUUGUCACCAAAGAUGGCGAUUUGCUGAGUGCUCAUGGAUACACACAUUUCUCAGCUAGUCGUUGUCACAUCAGAAACGCCAACUUUAGUAACAUUAACUGCUUAGCGAGCGACUAUUUAUCCGCUUGAGGCACCUCUGACUCCGCGUCAGUCGCCGCUACCAUGCAGAUCACUCUUAAAACACUGCAGCAGCAGACUAUUCAGAUUGAGAUAGACCCCGAACAAACGGUGAAGGCCUUAAAAGAGAAGAUAGAGGCAGAAAGAGGGAAAGACAACUUUCCUGUAUCUGGGCAGAAGCUCAUAUAUGCUGGGAAAAUCCUGCAAGAUGACACGCCCAUUAAAGAUUACAACAUUGAUGAGAAGAACUUUGUGGUGGUGAUGGUUUCCAAGGCUAAACCCGCAGCUGCCGCCUCUCCCCCGGCCACGGAAGCCCCCAAGCCCCCCGUGCAGGACUCUGGCUCCACGUCAACAGCUGUCCCGGCCACAACUGCAGCUUCAGCUUCAGCUUCAGCCCCGACCCCGGCAGCUGUCCCCAUUCCCUCCGAGGAGGCCAAAGAGGAGCCGAGCGCCGACGUCACGGAACCACAACCAGCCAGCUCCAGUGGCGGGGGUCAGGGCUUGGAUGCCUCCUCAGCGCUGGGUAGGUAACAAAUGAAUCUCUGCUACACUUGCAUGACGUGCAGCUGUUAACAGUCUCAAUGCUGUUUGCUUAAUGUCGGUAAAUUGUAGUUUCAGACAAUUGAGUGUUUUUAAAUGUGUUAACAUCACAGCAUUCAUUGAGUAAAUCUUGGGUUAUAUUUGUUGUGCCACAAAUUGUAACUGCCGUGAGUCGGGGACUCUACAGGCUGCAGUGCAGUACAUGUCGUUUCUAUAUUUAGACUGUGACAAAAGUACGCCGUCCUUUUUAUUGUGGUGCCACAGAGAGCAGUGGGGAUUCCCAUUGGUCCAAUUAUAGAUUAUGUUGUACUUACUCAUAGAGAAUGUGAAAGGGUAAAAGUCAUGCUGAUAUUUUAGCCCAUUUUGUACGUUAUGUUAUAUCUAUCUAUCUAUCUAUAUCUAUAUAUAUAUACACACACACACAGUGGGUACGGA